Micromonas commoda is the source of this 2253-nucleotide messenger RNA. RefSeq lists its product with no specific name. Bases 1 to 2253 code for a protein of 750 amino acids. The transcript has a single exon. Gene Ontology annotation, molecular function: methyltransferase activity; protein binding. NCBI's taxonomy places the organism in Eukaryota, Viridiplantae, Chlorophyta, Mamiellophyceae, Mamiellales, Mamiellaceae. The record is from RefSeq and is a predicted model, not a curated record.
AUGGCUGAUACCGAGCACCGAUUCAAGUACGUCUUCAUCCCCGCGGACGAGUCCAUCCCCGUGGAGGAGAGAGAGGGCAUCGCCGUCGGGUCCGCGGGAGGCGAUAUCCUGGUCGAUCUUUUGCGCCCGCAUUUCCUCGGGGGCGGUUCAUUCGUCGACGCCGACGCCGCGAGGAGGGAGGCGGAGCGACAUCUCGGUCCCGAGAAAGCCGCGCGGCUCUCUCCCGAUCGCCUUGUUGCCGCGACCGAGUCCGGAUCCACGGAAACCUUCGCGCUCGUCCACCCCGCAUCCACGAACGGCUACAGAGGCGUCUACCUGUACACGGACGAGUGCGGCAAGCUCAAGUCGCUGCCGGAGAACCCGCGCGCGCUGGAGCUCGCGCAGCGAUGCGGCAUCGACGUCAGGCACCCUUUCCACGGCGACGCCUUCGUCGGCGCGGUCAAGACGAGCCCGCCGCCGAUGCGCAACGUCAGCUUCACCCAACACGAGCUCGACCCCGGGUCACCGUGGAUGCUCAUCGCCCCGGCGGAGAACGCGGUGUACGCCGAGACGUUCAGAGAGUUCAUGUCCGCGGUGGAGGGCAAGGCGACGCGGGAGGAGCUGGAGCACAGGCGUACGUCAGUCACCGAAGAAACCGAGGGCCGACGGUCGAGACGGACGUCCGAGGGAGAGGAGAUCCCGCCGCACGGCUUGAGGCUCAGGGACGGCGUAUCGACGUACCAUGCGUCGCUCGCCAGCUGUGUCGAUGCCCCGGUGUCGGUGGAAAACUCGUGCGCCGCGGGUGGGGUCGGCGUCGUUACCACGCGACGCAUCACCCGCGGUGAGGCGAUCUGGUCCGAGGCGCCGCUCGUGUCGAUCCAGUCCCCGUCAAACGUGGACGAGGCGUUGUGCUGCGGGUGGUGCCACAGGGCGGUCGGGGACAUCGACGCGUACCUGUCGCUUACAUGCGGAGCAAUCGACGGCGACGCGGCGCGAGGAAACGGGACGGAUCGCGCGUCGCCCCCGUGGAUCGCCGUGCGAAGCCUGGGACCUUCGUUGGCGGCGCUGGCGGAGGCGGAGGGCACGCCUCCGAUUGUUCGGUGCAAGCGGUGGCGGAAUAGGGGGUGCAAGGAGGUGUACUGCGGCGACGAGUGCGCGAGGUAUCACGCUCUGGCGGGUCACGACGUGUUGUGCUGCUCGGACUCCCCUUUGUCAUCCGACGGCGACGUCCGAGAGGAGGAAGCCUCGGGGGGCGGGGGAGGUGACGAGGCUGAGCGCGCCGCGAGUUCUUCUGCGAGUGCGCUUCGAGAGUUCUUCUCCGGAAACGAUAACCUGCACAUGAUCGCGAGGGUCGUGGGCGCGAUGGCGUCCGCCGUCGCGUCGGGCCAAACUUGGGACGAAGCCACGCUGAGGUUUCGAGCCUUUGUCGGCAUCCCGUGGUGGGAAACCUCCGGGAGCACGGGGGCGGAGAAACGGCUGGCAAAACGCUCGAUGCGUCUCAUGACGGAAUCCGCGCACGCCGCGGAGCUCAACGUCGCGCGCGAGGCUGACGCCGCGGCGGAGGCUGGCGACGAGGACGCCUUCCGGCUCGCGCGCGACGUCAGAAACGUCCUGCAUUCGUUCCCCGACGUCCUGAGUCGACUCGGUUUGGACGGCGUGGGACACCUGCUCGGCGUCUGCGACAUGAACCAGCUCUCGAUGACGAUCGACGGGCCCAUGCGCAACGUGUGCAGGAAGCUGUUGCGGGUGGACGAGUACGAGGGCGCCGACGCCGCGAAGCAAACGCUGGAUGUCUUGCUGCCAAUCGCGCUCAGGGCGCAGGCCGUGCGCGACGCGGAGGACGCGGCCGCGGGCAAGCCUCGAUGGGGCGGCGAGGAUCGAUACGAAGGGGACGAGGAGGAGGAAGAGGAUCGAUACGAAGGGGAGGUGCGGUUGGACGAAACGGCCGACGCCGAGGACCUCUUCGACGCCAGCCGCAGGCUCUUCGGCGGCUUCAAGGGGCAGGCGCUCUUCUCGCUCCUGUGCCUCGUGAACCACUCGUGCGAGCCGUCCACCGCGGCCAGGUUCAGCAGCUGGAAGGGACGCGCGAUGGUCCGGCUCGAGGCCUUGAGGGACAUAGAGUGCGGGGAGGAGCUGACGAUGAGCUACAUCGACGAGAGCGAGACCCUGGAGGAGCGCACGUCCGCGUUGGCGUCGUACGGCUUCGCGUGCCGGUGCAACAAGUGCGUCGGGGAGGGCGCCGACCGAAGCAACGACAACUCGGACGUCGACUGA